CACUCAAACCUUUCGUUCUUCUUAUUACCUAAAUCACCAGAUCCAUGUAUAAAAUAUAAAAAAGACCCCUGAAACCUCAACAACAUCUCUCUAUCUCUACAAUCAACAAGAUCAUAUCAUGUCAUCUCCUAGAGAUAGAGGAAAGAGCUCGAUGGAAUCAUCAGGAUCAGAGCCACCGGUGACACCAAGCCGUUACGAGUCACAGAAGAGACGCGACUGGAACACUUUCGGACAGUACUUGAGGAACCAAAGACCGCCACUGCCGAUGUCUCACUGCAACUGCAACCACGUGCUUGAUUUCCUCAGGUACUUAGACCAGUUCGGUAAGACAAAAGUGCACGUGCCUGGCUGUAUGUUCUACGGUCAGCCUGAGCCACCAGCUCCUUGCACAUGUCCUCUCAGACAAGCUUGGGGAAGUCUCGACGCUUUGAUCGGACGGCUGAGAGCGGCCUACGAGGAGAACGGUGGAUCUCCGGAAACAAACCCUUUCGCUAGUGGAGCAAUAAGGGUUUAUCUCAGGGAGGUUAGGGAGUGUCAGGCCAAAGCUAGAGGGAUUCCUUUCAAAAAGAAGAAGAAGAAGCCAACGACCACGGAGAUGGGUGGUGGAAGAGAGGACUCUUCUUCUUCAUCCGCCUCUCCCUUCGGCUUCUCUUAAGAUUCUCAUGAUCUUGGUGAGACUUUGUGGUAAUACAUUUCUCCAUUAACUAUGCUUUUGUUUGAUUGAAUAUGUGCAUUUGCAUUCAAUUAAAUAUAUGCAUUUAACUUUGUUUCUUGAUCUCUUUACUAGAGACUUAUGAAUCUGUGGUUUCAUUAACUAGCUACAUACCGCAAAUAUAUAUGUUUAUAUAUCGUAGAAUGCUCCAUGUAUCAAAACCCUAAGUGGAGAAAUAGUUAGGCUUUUGAUUUUUGAGAAAGUCUUGAUUAGAUAUAUAUAUUGUAUUGAU
Molecule: messenger RNA, 944 nt
Organism: Brassica oleracea var. oleracea
Lineage: Eukaryota; Viridiplantae; Streptophyta; Magnoliopsida; Brassicales; Brassicaceae
Product: protein LIGHT-DEPENDENT SHORT HYPOCOTYLS 10-like
Exons: 1
Coding region: 119-655 (178 amino acids)
Biological process (GO): response to light stimulus; mRNA transcription
Cellular component (GO): nucleus
Source: RefSeq, a predicted model, not a curated record